AUGGAACGAAAUAUACGCAAGAAGGAGCUCGAAGUGCAGCGUCGGAUGCAGGAAGAAAAAUUAAAGCAAGAGCAAGAACUGCUAAACGCUCAGUUGGAAACUGAGCAAGAGUUUUUCAAGCAGCGUGAUGCCAUCCGUUGCAAGAUGAACAACAGUCUUCAGAAUGUUCAGUCGUGGAUGGACGAGGAAGCUGCUGUCGGUGGUACGUCGGAGCAGAACAAGAAAGUUGAUUCUUGGCUGAAGCAGCAAGAGAAGGACGUAACAAUUCCCGCAGCAGAUAUUCGCGGUGCGUACAAUAAGGGUGGGAAACCGAUUGUUACCCCGGUACUAAAAGGUGCGGGAAGUCGCUGUUCCGGAAAAAGUUUCACACCAGUCAACGAAAAGGUAGUGGAUGAGGUUUCCGAGGAAGACAACUCUGAUAGUUCUGAAGGUGAACCAGAUGAAAACAUAAGCGCGGGUAGACAUUCGCGAAUUGCGAACGGAAAUUUCGGAACGCGCGGAUCAGAGAUAUUUAGCGCCUUUAGAGAGCAAGCUGUUCCAAGUGAAAUUGGCAGAAGUCGCUAUGAAUCGGAAGGGCAAGUAUUUCGGCUAACCCGAGAGCAGAUUGCCACGAGGAAGGUGGUAUCCGGAAAUCUGCCGAAGUUCAACGGAGAUCCGGAAACAUGGCCACUGUUUAUUAGCAGUUUUGAAAACACAACCAGGGCUUGUGGUUACUCAAACAUUGAGAACCUGGAUCGUUUGCUGAAUAGCUUGGGAGGAGAAGCGCUCAACGCCGUGAGAAGCAUGCUGAUACUUCCUGAUUCCGUGCCGGAAGUUAUUCGGGAUCUUCGCAGAUUAUUUGGCCAGCCGGAGAAGUUGCUAAAAAUGCUGCUUAAUAAGGUCAAGAACGCUCCACCGCCAACAACGGUAGAUCUAAAAACCUUCGUUAGGUUUGGUAUAACGGUCAAACAGCUCUGCGACCAUCUAGAAGCAGCUCGGCUUCGCGAUCAUCUUCGUAAUCCGCUUCUGGUGCAGCAGCUCGCCGAAAAACUGCCCCCAGAAUAUCAAAUGAAAUGGAUAGAAUACAAGCGCGGCAAGAAAGGAACACCACUGCGACUGUUCACGGAUUACAUAACAGAUAUUGGUGAUGUCGCUUCCGAAGCAGCAGCAUAUUCGUCGACAGUAAAUGACGUAGCGCGAUACUCCAAGGUUAAACCAGCCAGAAAGAAGGAGUUUGUACACGUUCAUGAUUCGGCAUCGAAACGAGAAGAGGGAGUGCAAUUGGAAAGGGUUAGCAAAGCUUGUUGGAUUUGCAAGCGAACAGAUCAUCGGAUCAGGUUCUGCGACGAUUUUCGGAAGAUGAAUAUCGUGGAGCGGUUGAAAGCAGUAGAUAAACAGAAGUUGUGUGGCAUUUGCCUCAAUAGGCACGGUGACAAUCCCUGUGGCUCUAAGGUUCGAUGUACGGUGAAGAAUUGCAAGGGGAAUCAUCAUACACUUCUACAUCGCGUUGAAGAAUCCGUACAGCUACAGAGGGUGGAAUGUAAUGCACACAGAGAUGCAGAUCGUUCAGUCAUAUUUCGCAUGGCGCCGGUGACGUUGCACUAUGGAAAGAAACGUUACGAAACACUAGCGUUUAUGGACGAGGGUUCGUCCACCACAUUAAUGGACGAGGCAAUCGCGGAGAUACUGAAAGUGGAAGGCGAGCUUGAGCCGCUGAUCGUAACCUGGACAGGUGACAUCAACCGUUUCGAGAAUGGUUCCCGGAAAGUCGACUUAUUGCUGUCGGUGAAAGGAUCAAAGGAAAAGGUUCCGUUAGAGAAUGUUCGCACUGUUUCCGAGCUCUUGCUUCCUAAACAAGAUAUGCGGUUUGCAGAUGUAGCGAAGCACUAUCCGCAUUUAGCGGGAUUGCCGGUAAAGGAUCUUCUCGGAGGACAAGCGACAAUUCUAAUCGGCUUGGAUAACCUACAUCUAUUUGCGCCGCUGGAGUCACGAGUCGGUAAACAGAAUGAGCCGAUCGCCGUGCGGUCAAAGGUUGGAUGGACGGUGUACGGACCAGAGAAGCGGAAGCCUAGCGCUAGCACCUUUCUAAAUUUACACACAGUUGCAUCGGUUAGUAAUCAGAAGCUUCAUGACUUGAUGCGGAACCAGUACGUUUUGGACGAUGUGGGUGUUACAUCAUUCGCCAUACCGGAGCCGAAGGAGGAGCAACGAGCAAAGGCAAUCCUGCAAGCGACGACUAAGCGUGUAGGCGAACAGUUCGAAACCGGGCUACUGUGGCGAGAUGACGUUCGGCGAUUCCCUGACAGCUACUCAAUGGCAUUGCGAAGAAUGAAAGCACUGGAACGAAAGCUGGAGAAGGAUCCAGUAUUGAAGCAGAUUGUGUGUCAGCAGAUAAGCGACUAUCUGGCGAAAGGAUACGCACACAAAAUAACCAACGCAGAAAUUACAAACACACCAAACUCUGCAGUCUGGUAUUUACCAGUUAACGUGGUGUCGAACCCGCGCAAGCCAGGAAAAGUGCGACUGGUGUGGGACGCAGCCGCUUCGGUCGGAGGAAUUUCUUUGAACUCGGAGUUAUUGAAAGGGCCGGAUAUGUUGAUACCCCUUCCACGGGUCAUUUGCCACUUUCGAGAGCGUCCAAUCGCGUUUGGAGGAGAUAUACAGGAAAUGUACCACCAGAUUCGAAUCAAAGACGAGGACAAGCAAGCGCAACGAUUCUUGUUUAGGCCUGACCAAGGGGAAAUGCCACAGGUCUACGUUAUGGACGUUGCUACCUUCGGUUCCACGUGCUCACCCUGCUCCGCGCAGUUUGUAAAAAAUCUAAACGCGGAACAUUUUAUGGAAAAGUACCCGGAGGCAGCAGCAGCUAUUGUUAAGAAACACUAUGUAGAUGAUUACUACGACAGUGUAGACACAGUAGAAGAAGCAAUACAACGGGCUAAAGAAGUGAAGUAUAUACAUGCACAAGGCGGCUUCCACAUCAGAAACUGGGUGUCGAACUCGGUAAAGCUUCUAGAAGAGCUUGGUGAUCGUAGCUCGAACGGAGCAGUGCAUUUCAAUCGAGACAAAGGCACAGAGUACGAGCGUGUGCUGGGUAUUGUUUGGGAGCCAGCUGAAGAUAUCUUUUCGUUUGCUACUGUGUCAAAUGCAAAUUUCACGAAGGUACUGGAAGAAGGAGAAUGUCCAACGAAACGAAUAGUCCUCAGUUUCGUUAUGGCACAAUUUGAUCCAAUGGGAUUCAUCGGUCCCCUAACUGUACGCGGAAAGAUGCUGAUCCAAGAUCUCUGGAGAACCGGCUGCAACUGGGAUUCCAAAAUUGAUAAGGAGUCGCAUGAUAAAUGGCGACGUUGGAUAAAUAUGAUGCGAAACAUAGGGUCCUUUAAGCUGCCUCGAAGUUAUUUCGGAAAUGCCAAAUCGAACGAAAUAGACGAUCUGGAGUUACAUAUAUUCGCUGAUGCCAGCGAAAAGGCAUACGGCUGUGUGGCGUACUUCCGAGCGAUCGUACGAGACGAGGUAAGGUGCGCCCUUGUUAUGAGCCGUGCCAAGGUGGCUCCACUGAAGCAGACAUCAAUACCGCGUCUAGAGCUACUGGCAGCAGUUCUUGGAGCACGAUUGUCGAAAACAGUUAUCGAUAACCACAACUUUGGUAUUGGAAAAGUGGUGUUCUGGAUUGAUGCGAGCGUUGUGUUGUCCUGGAUUCGGUCUGACCAGUGCAGAUACAAACAGUUUGUUGGCUUUAGAAUUGGCGAAAUUCUUAGCCUGACAAAAUUGACCGACUGGCGGUGGAUACCAACUAGACUUAACGUAGCGGACCAACUUACUAAAUGGGGUAAAGAUCCGGAUAUGCACGCUGAUAGCGCGUGGGUCCAGGGGAUGGAAUUCCUGUACACGAACAAGCAGGAGUGGUCAAAGAAGGCACUACCUCCGGCUAAUACAACCGAAGAAUUACGCAUUCAUCUCUUGUUGCACGAUGUGAAGGUGCAAGCAGUUCUCAUCGAUCCUUCGCGCGUAUCUAAGUGGACGGUGCUUGUUCGUACCAUGGCGUCCGUAUUCCGUUUCAUCUCGAACUGUAGACAAAAGGUCAAGGGGCUACCGAUCGAAACACUGAAAGCGACGGACCGACAGGCGAAGGUUCGGUGUACGAAAAAUGUGGCUUGUGUCCGCGUGCCGUUACAGCAAGUCGAGUAUGAGAAGGCAGAGAAAUGUCUGUUUAAAAUGGCGCAGGCGGAGAGUUUCGUUGAUGAACUUAAGGUGCUGAAACGAAAUAAAGAUCGUCCAGUAAACCAAUGGUUAGCAGUUGAAAAAUCUAGUCCAUUGAGCAAGCUGACACCGUUGAUCGACGAAGCAGGCAUGAUUCGCAUGGAAGGCCGUUGCGAGCGAGCAGAUGAACUACCAUUUGAUCUGCGAUUUCCUAUAAUUCUUCCGGAUAACAACAGAAUUACCUACAUGAUCGUCCAAAACCUGCACGAAGAAUGUGGACAUGGAUACAGACUCAUGGUUAAAAACAAACUGAAGCAGCUGUUUUAUGUGGUUCACGUGGACGCAGUCGUGAAGAAAGUAUCGUCGGCUUGUAUAUGGUGUAAGCUUUGUGGGAGUUGA
Topomyia yanbarensis is the source of this 4578-nucleotide messenger RNA. RefSeq lists its product as uncharacterized. The coding region runs from base 1 to 4578 and encodes 1525 amino acids. Lineage: Eukaryota; Metazoa; Arthropoda; Insecta; Diptera; Culicidae. The record is from RefSeq and is a predicted model, not a curated record. The transcript has 2 exons.